Molecule: messenger RNA, 1041 nt
Organism: Ostreococcus lucimarinus CCE9901
Lineage: Eukaryota; Viridiplantae; Chlorophyta; Mamiellophyceae; Mamiellales; Bathycoccaceae
Exons: 1
Coding region: 1-1041 (346 amino acids)
Biological process (GO): chlorophyll catabolic process
Molecular function (GO): chlorophyllase activity
Source: RefSeq, a predicted model, not a curated record
AUGGGAACGAACGCGAACGAGGACGCGAGCGCGACGAGCGCGGCGGUCGACUACGCGCUGCCUGGACCGUACCGCGUGCGCGUGCUGCCGCAGCUCGAACACACGUGCGCGAAGUGCUUUCCAUCGUGCACGGGGCUGAGCUGCCUGAGUAGGAUCAAGGUGUACGUGCCGAGGGUGGAGGUGUCGCCGGACGCGCUGUUUCCGCUGGGCGAAGUCGAGCGCGGAGCGACGCGAUCGCGGGCUGAGGACGACGCGAUGGAGGCGCCGUAUCCGGUGGCGAUAAUCACCCCUGGGUUCUUGAUCGAUGGCGACGCGUACGCGUCGAUCGCGCGGAGAUUGUGUUCGUGGGGUUACGUCGUGGUGACGUACACGAAGACGGAAUCCGUCGCGGGAGGGUCGCUGGACGACGAACUGAGCACGGCGAUUUUGGACGAUUUGAUAUCUUGGGUGGGGUCAGACGUACUGAUAUCGCCUUACGCCGACGCCGAGGCGGUUUACUUGAUCGGGCACAGCAGAGGAGGGAAGAUUUCCAUGCUCCAAGCGACGCGAGACAAACGCAUUAAGGCGAUUUGCUUGCUCGAUCCCGUCGAUAAUACCGUGUACGCGCCGCUCGGCGUGGGCUACCCCAGCGCGUUGGCGGCUAUGAAAGUGAAUCCAUCCGCCGUACCGCCCGUGGCGAUCGUGGGUGGCGCGAACGGUGGCGAAUGCGCGCCCGCGGAGUCAAACUUUGCCGAAUUCUUUGCCGCAUCGCCGAGCGGCGCCGUCGCGCGCGACCACCCACCCUGGGGUAUCUCGUGCGGCGCCGGCCACUUUGACUUCGUCGACGAAGCGACGUUCGUGCAAAAAGUUAUCUGUCCAGAGGGCACGAUCGAUGCGAGCGCGACUCGAGAUCUCAGCGCCGCCGUCGCCGUGGCGCACGGCGAGCGCGUCUUCCGCCCGUCGGCGGCGCCAGACGAUGAUAUCCUCGAGCGCACGCUCGCGUCGCUCCGCAGUCAGUGGACCGAUCGCGGCGUCGAAUUCUCCUCAGUCAAGCGCUUGUAA